Molecule: messenger RNA, 753 nt
Organism: Ixodes scapularis (black-legged tick)
Lineage: Eukaryota; Metazoa; Arthropoda; Arachnida; Ixodida; Ixodidae
Product: lactosylceramide 4-alpha-galactosyltransferase-like
Exons: 1
Coding region: 1-753 (250 amino acids)
Biological process (GO): glycosphingolipid biosynthetic process
Molecular function (GO): hexosyltransferase activity
Source: RefSeq, a predicted model, not a curated record
AUGACGAUUCGACUGCUGUUAACGGCCAAGGAGUCUCAUCUUACUGUUUGUCCCCUGCUUGAGGCCCUGAAGCUAAUCGGCAACCUUAAGGUAGAAAAACUGGACGCGGACUCAUUCUUCGCAGAGUCCCCUCUUCACUUAUGGUAUUCAAGAAGCUCCUGGAACGCAAGCCGUUACAAAAUCUCGCACCUGAGCGACGCCAUCCGCUUCUUGCUUGUGUGGAAGUACGGUGGCAUCUAUUGUGACCUGGACAUCGUGGUAAAAAGACGGUUAGGUCAUCUUCGCAACAGUGUGGGCGAAGAAGAGCCAGGAGCUCCAGUGUGUGGCGUUCUUAUCUUCGACAAGAGACACCCUUUCAUCAAGACUUGCAUCGAAGAGUUCAGCAAGGGUUACGACCCCAAGAAAUGGGCUCAGAACGGUCCAGGUGUGAUCAAGAGGGCCCUGUCUAACUACACCUGCAACCGACAGCUCUCCGGAAUCUUGGACUGCACUGACGGAACAGGGACGCGUGUUGCAGUUCAUACGGAGGAAGCGUUCUACGCCGUGCCUUACCAAAAGUGGCGCCUGUUUUUUGAGCGUAAAUACGUCGACAUCGUGCGAAGGGCCACGAAGAAGAGCUACCUGGUGCACAUCUGGAACGCGCUGAGUCAUCAAAAAGAUGCUCGUGUCGGAUCUGGAUCUGUGUACGACCUCGAGGCCCACAACUGUCCUCGAACUUACGCACUGGCGCGAGCACUCGGGGGUCGUUUUUGA